Labrus mixtus (cuckoo wrasse) is the source of this 3037-nucleotide messenger RNA. It is a transcript of the gene mgarpa, whose product is annotated as mitochondria localized glutamic acid rich protein a. The record is from RefSeq and is a predicted model, not a curated record. Lineage: Eukaryota; Metazoa; Chordata; Actinopteri; Labriformes; Labridae. Gene Ontology annotation, cellular component: mitochondrion. The transcript has 10 exons. The coding region runs from base 119 to 1621 and encodes 500 amino acids. Gene Ontology annotation, biological process: anterograde axonal transport.
ACAGAGGGCGGCUCUGUCCUCCGCCUCCCUGCACGUUUCUGAGAGCAGACUGGGCUAGCCAUUCAUCCAGCGUUUGCUGAAAGUGCAGCAUUCCCUUCGUAGCCCUCGGAGAGCAGCGAUGUUUUCCUGCAGAGCGGCCUGGCAGAGGUGUGGGCCUUUGGCACGGAGAGCAGCCUACAGGUUGCCCCGGGAUGCUGUGCAGCAGCGGCAGAUGUCGUCGGUCCCCGGUGGCCCUGGGGUGGAGAACAUCGUCUACAGCCUGCUGUGUGGAGGAGCCCUUGUGGCCUCUGUGUCGUAUACGUACAGCACCUUGUCCUCAGACCACUCCAGGUUCAAUGAACGUGUUGAAGAAAUCAAGGCCAGACCCAAGGCGGAGUGGGUCCCCAAACCGUGGCCACCUAAGAGUCAGGAUGAAGAAGAGGGUGGCGAGGAGGAGGCGGUAGAGGCUGCAGCCGAGGAGGCCAGUGAAGAGGCCGAGGCUGCUGAGGUGGAGGAGGUGGCUGCAGCCGCCGACGGCGAGGAGGGGACUGUAGUCGAGGCGGUUGAGGAGGCGGUUUCUGAGGCUGCCGAGGUAGUCGCAGAGGCCGCUGAGGUUGUUGAAGAGGUGGCUGAGGUCGUCGUGGAGGCUGCGCAGGAAGUGGAGGCGGUUGCGGAGGAAGUGGCCGACGCAGCCAAAGCUGUCAAGGAGACCGCCGAGGCUGUCGCAGAACCUGAGGCUGUCGCAGAACCAGCCGCGGUCGCCGAGGAACCAGAAAGCAACGUGCUGCUGGCAGCUGCUUCUACUCUAGAGUUGCCGAAGAUAGCCGAAGCAAAAGAAGACUUGGCACCAGCUGUCCCAGAAGAAGUUGCACCAGUAGUAGAGGAUGCUGCUGCACCAGUGGAAAUUGCCCCAGUUGCUGAAGAGGCUCCUGCACUGGUAGAGGUUGCACCAGUUGCUGAAGAGGCUCCUGCACCGGUAGAGGUUGCACCAGUUGCUGAAGAGGCUCCUGCACCAGUAGAAGAGGCUCCUGCACCAGUAGAGGUUGCACCAGUAGAAGAGGCUCCUGCACCAGUAGAAGAGACCCCUGCACCAGUAGAAGAGACCCCUGCACCAGUAGAAGAGACCCCUGCACCAGUAGAAGAGGCUCCUGCACCAGUAGAGGUUGCACCAGUAGAAGAGACCCCUGCACCAGUAGAAGAGACCACUGCACCAGUAGAAGAGACCCCUGCACCAGUAGAAGAGACCCCUGCACCAGUAGAAGAGGCUCCUGCACCAGUAGAAGAGACCCCUGCACCAGUAGAAGAGACCCCUGCACCAGUUGGGGAAGCCCUUGAGGCAGCAGUAGAGCCUGAAGUCAUCUCGGCUCUAGCUGAAGAACCUGUUACCACCACAGAUGUUGAAGAGGUCUCCGUAGCCCCCCCUGUGGUGGAAGAGACUCCUUCAGCCUCUGUGGAGGCUCAGGCAGAAGCUCCUAAGAGGGAGUACAUCGUUGUGGUCCUGGAAGGUUCACCCAAGUCUGACAGCCGGCCUAAGGUUCUCGGAGUUGGUCCCAUGACUGGCAGAAUCAUCCCAGCUCCAGAUGAAGACGACGCCCCUUCUUCUGAGGGUAGGCGACGUCUUCUUAGGAUGCAAAUGCAGUAGUUCCAAUCAAGUGAACGGCUCCUGAGUGAAGACGUCGUCCUGCAGAAGAAGAGGAUGUGCCUUUCUCCAACACUUUCAUCCAUUAAAAAAACAGGCUAAGAUUCCUCUCCACUCUAGAGAUCAACUGCUGCCCGUCUCUGUGACACUCCGUCUUGACUCCGUAGUUGUUUCAGAUCUCCAGUUGAUCUUUUUUUAAAAACCUUCAAAAACUUCCCUGAUUUUCAACCUGUUUACUGCUGAGGACAAAACUGAGCCACCUGUGCAGUUACCUGUUUCUCCUUCUGUGUUUAAAAACCAAUCCAGUGGAUUUCCUCAGCACUCCUCCCCCGAUCGUGUGACAUGAACCUUCAGUGUUAUCUCUCAGAGCAGAGGGGCGCUUCUGAGCCACCAGCAAUCUUACCCAGCACCCGACCUCAGGUUUUCUUCUUCUGCUCGUCUCAGUGUGAAAACGAAGAGCUGGAAACGAUCGCUGUACUUUAGUACUUUCUGCAGAAACACCUCGAGCUCACUGCUCUUUAGCGUAGCCACGUAGCUACCUCAGUUUUCCUCGUGUUUUCAGUCUAAAUGACCCGACAGACCUCUUCUUGAUGCUAUAACCGUGUUACAGACUUCAAUAUGCACAUACCGGUAGAUAUUUUUAAAACCUUUAAAGCAUGUUUCUAUUUUUGGCCUCUCUAAGUUUAUGUUACAGACGCUUGUGAAUGUGAAACACGCUUCAGAGAGAGCUGUGCAUCAUCUCCAUUCUCAGUGUUUAGUUACCUUCUCAGGCCAGUUUCCUCUCCACUCUCAACAUGAAGUCAGUUAUGGUCAAACUUAUGAAACUCUUUCCUCGACUACAUUCAUCGAUGUUCACUAAGGAAGGAGCGUGAAGCUCUUUAUCACUCUUUAUUUAAAUCUGUACAUUUCAGUGUCAUGGUUCAGGGAGGAUGGCUCGAUGUUCUUCCUCUCAAAUAGCUCUUCUUGCUUUUUCUUCUGUCAGUCACACCUGUGUGGACGUCUAGCUGAAAGGCUUGCAGGAAGUAGGACGCGUGGUGACACUGAUGUGAUGUGACAUGUGUGUUUGGAGGUGUUGCAGUAUGUCUGAAGACUCCAGUGUGAGGCGCUCGUCCUCUCUUCCCUUGUCUCCUCUCUCAGUGUUCAUCAUCUCCACUGUCUCUCUCCUGUCUUUGUCAGCUUGGCGUACAGACUUGAGAUCACAAGAGGGAGCGACUGAAGCGGAGUGUUGGAAUGUAUUUUAGAAAAGGGGAUUGAGAUUGAGACAAUGACACUCUGUUUGUUUCCUCGGUGCUCCCGGGCAGGUUUCUGUUAGAGGAUGUGAGUGAAUGAGCUUUGACUGGACAAAGAUCAGGAACUGUGACUGUUUCACACUUUACUGUUUUACCUGUUUUUGCAAAAUAAAAAAGGGAUUAAAUGUGA